Myxocyprinus asiaticus (Chinese sucker) is the source of this 1878-nucleotide messenger RNA. Its product is annotated as malate dehydrogenase, cytoplasmic-like. Gene Ontology annotation, biological process: oxaloacetate metabolic process; malate metabolic process; tricarboxylic acid cycle. Lineage: Eukaryota; Metazoa; Chordata; Actinopteri; Cypriniformes; Catostomidae. The record is from RefSeq and is a predicted model, not a curated record. Bases 105 to 1106 code for a protein of 333 amino acids. Gene Ontology annotation, molecular function: L-malate dehydrogenase (NAD+) activity. The transcript is spliced from 9 exons. Gene Ontology annotation, cellular component: mitochondrion; cytosol.
AAACGAAGUUGCAGCGGCAACUUGUUGCCUCGUGAGGGAAAUAGGGGUGACCUUCAAAUUACCCGAGUAGGGAGAGAGCCGCUGUCAUUCAGAAGCAGCUGAAAAUGGCAGAGCCUAUUAGAGUACUGAUCACUGGCGCUGCAGGGCAGAUCGCCUAUUCCCUUCUUUACAGCAUUGCCAAGGGAGAUGUCUUCGGCAAAGAUCAGCCUCUCAUUAUGGUUCUGUUGGACAUCACGCCCAUGUUGCCAGUCCUGGAUGGUGUCGUUAUGGAGCUGCAGGACUGUGCUCUCCCACUUUUGAGAGAGGUCAUCCCUACUGAUAAAGAGGAUGUUGCAUUCAAAGAUUUGGAUGCUGCCAUCCUAGUGGGGUCCAUGCCAAGGAGAGACGGCAUGGAGAGGAAGGACUUGCUGAAGGCCAAUGUUGCCAUCUUUAAGGCCCAGGGGGUGGCGCUUGACAAGUAUGCCAAGAAGACAGUAAAGGUUCUGGUUGUUGGUAACCCAGCUAACACCAACUGUCUGAUUGCGGCCAAAUCCGCCCCUUCCAUCCCCAAGGAGAAUUUCUCCUGUUUGACACGUCUGGAUCACAACAGGGCUUGUUCUCAGGUGGCAAUGCAUUGUGGCAUUUCUGCAAGCAGUGUGAAGAAUGUGAUCAUCUGGGGAAAUCACUCCUCUACACAGUACCCAGACGUCCAUCACUGCAUGGUGAAUGUGCAGGGGAAGGACGUGACUGCCUUCGAUGCAGUGAAAGACGAUGCCUGGCUGAAGGGAGAGUUCAUUUCUACAGUGCAGCAGCGUGGUGCUGCAGUCAUUAAGGCCAGGAAGCUCUCUAGUGCCAUGUCAGCUGCCAAGGCCAUCUGUGACCACAUGAGAGACAUUUGGACUGGCACUCCUGAGGGUGAGUUUACCUCAAUGGGUGUCUAUUCCAAUGGAAACUCUUACGGAGUACCAGAGGACCUAAUUUACUCAUUCCCUGUUACGAUCAAGGAUAAGACCUGGAAGAUUGUUGAUGGGUUGCCCAUCAAUGACUUCUCAAGAGCAAAGAUGGAUGCAACAGCAGCGGAAUUAGUGGAGGAAAGAGACACCGCUGUCUCUUUCCUGGGUGUUUGACAAGAAACCCAACCAUCUACACCACACUUAGAUACCCAGAAAACUCCAGAAGCACGGCUGUAAAACACUCCAUCUUUGUUUCCUCCUUGAAACUCUGUAAAACAACUUCUAGAACUUUCUGGACUUGAAUUCCUAAAUUAUUGCCCAGAGAGCUAAGCUCGGUUAAAUCCAGAAUGCUGACUGAAAAUUUUGAAUUCAGAUCUUGUUCUCACUGUGCCGCAAGGACUUUUCCUUCCUGUUUGUUUUCCUUCCUGUUCUUGAUCCUCCACAUUGUGUACAGCUCUCAUGUAAGGACACAAAAAAUAGCAAGUAGGUAUAAUUUCAGGCCAGAGACCUCCAAAUGGGGACGGAAUCUCAAAGAGGACAGGGUUACUCGAAAAGGGGGUGGGGUUACUCUAAAGGGCGGUUGUGCCAACUCCAAAAGGGUUAAGGUUAGGGAAAGGGGUAAGGUUAGGGGCUCCCUAUAUUUUUAAUGCUGAUUUGUAGUUCACGCCCCUUUUUGGAGUUAUGCCUACAGCUGUACCCUUCUCAAAAAUAGUCUAAAACAAGACCGUAUCUAUACUGCCCUUUCCAGUCCAACUUGUAGAGGACCUGAAUAAAAGAGGGCCAAAGCCUGGAAAGGACUCCGAGUAUAUGAUUUAGACCAUUCUGUGUCAUUAUGCAACUGUUACAUGUCUGACAAGAGUUUGCUGAUAUUUAUGGAGGAAUGUUUCAUGUGUCAAUAAAAGUGCUAUGGCAGAAUCCAGUAAUAAAACCAAGAUAUUAAAAUUCA